GUCUCAAGCGCCAAUAACCCUAGAUUUGAUGAUUUAAACGGUGGCGCCCCACCUCGCAUAUCCCGUUUAUAAAUGAUGGUUUAUGAAAGCCAGAAACAUUUGGCCACCAUUUUAUCAUAUGAUUAGCGUUCAUCACUAAUUCAAAAUCACAAUGGAGCGAACCCCAGCAGCUUGUGCUAUGGACUGGAGCAUUCAGCUCCAAAAAGACCUUCGUUCAGAUAUACCAGGUAAACCUAUUGCUGCCCUAGAAGAAAUCGGCAGGCGACUUCAGCGGUGGAACAAGGAGCCAAAACUGACGAUUGCAGAGCACACGAUGUUCGGCUUAAUCCCGGAGGAGGAUAAGCUGUUCCUCAAUGCAAUUUUACUGUGUCUGGCCGAUGCGUUUAGUUCAGGGGACAAACAAACUAAAAAAUGUGUAGUUAGAAUUUUUAUGAAAAUUAAGAAGGGAAAUAGAGGUGCUGAGGGUAUUUUUAGCAAUGAAAUGUUUGAGAAUCAAUUGGAGUUGGUGAGGAGAGUGAAGGAAGUGUUUGAUGAAGGGGAUACUGAGGAAAGAGCACUCUCUUUGCGGCUGUUUGGUUGCUGGGCUUAUUUAGCAAAGGGUUGUCCGGAUGUGCGGUAUGUUGUGCUGUCAAGUUUGGUUAGUGGUGAUGUUCUUGAGGUGAAGGCUGCUUAUUUUGCUGCAGGUUGCUUGUCUGAGAUGUCAGAUGACUUUGCAAUUGUUUUCUUGGAGAUGCUUAGGUCAACAGUCUCGUCACAGGAGAGUUCAGAAGACAUAAAGUUAGCUGCAGGACGUGCAUUCGCCAAACUGUGGUGCUCGUUUUCAAUUGCAGAGAAUGCGUACAAGUUAGGUUUGAAGCUUCUCAUGGAUUCUUUGGAAGAUGACUUCUCAGCUACCAUGCUAAUUUCACUUUCCAAAAUUGCUUCUCGGUGGAUGCUUCUAAUUCCUACCCAGAUAGAAUUGCUUACACUGUUUCAAAGUGAAGAUAGAUCUUUGCGCAUGCAAGUGACAUCUUUGAGAUGCUUCCGCUUUUUAUUAGCAAGAGAAGUUUGUAUGUUUCCUUCAAAUACAAGCACAGUCCAUAGGGUAUUCGGCAUCCUACACAGAUCUGAACUUCAACCGACACUGCAGCUUGAAUCUCUAAGACUUUUAUAUAAGAUCCUUCUGAUCAAUUUACCCAUUAUUCCGUGCAUGGAGAUUCCGGAGCUUUUCCAGAAGCUGUUUGUAGUUGUUAAAAAUAUGCUAAAAUCAUCUGUGCAAUCAAACAGAGUUUUUGCUGUUAAUGUUCUAGCAGUUCUUUCGGGAAAAGUUUUGGGAAGACAAGAUACGUGGUCAGGUGGAUCAGGUUGUACUUUGGCAUCCCAGGUGAUCUCUUUCAUCCUAGAUCAAGUCAUAUCCCUCGUGACACCAUUUGGUAAUAGUAUGGCUGACUUUGCUGUGGAGUUUGAGGUUAAAAGCUUGCUGAAAACUUUAUUCAACUUGAUUGAGAAUUGCCCAAAGCUUCAUUGCCUAGUACUCAAUAGUGCAUGUUUAUUUGUAUGUAAUUUGAUGAAGAUGAUCGACAGAGAAAGAGGAUCAGAGAAAACAGUCUUGUCAAAUCCCCAUAUGACAGUGUAUGUGAGCAAUGGCAAAACACUGGUUGUAUCAAAUAUCAUUCUCACUAUGUCAAAAAUCAUGGCUUUUUGUUUGGAAAACCUUGAAUACACAAAUACUGAAACCAGCCACACCUUGGAUUUGGAUGCAUUGAAACUUCAAGUAGAAAUUGUAUGCCAUUGUAGCUAUAUAGGUAGCUACACUAGGCUGAUGAACUUUCUAUUAUUGCACUUACAUUCUGCCUUUAUCUGCAUGAAGAAUUUGACAGAGGACUUGUUGUCACCUUGUAAGAGUUCUAGUUUGUCCUGUGCUUCUUCCAUUCUUGAGUUUGAUAAAUCUACCUUGUGUUGUGCAAAUGAGAUUUUAGAAGGAAAUAAUUACUGGUAUGCUUAUAAGGCUGGAAAAAAUGCUGCCUGUCAGGGUGCAUGGUCCACAGCUGCUUUCAUAUUUGAGGAGCUUAUGAAAGCAGUUAAAUCUCCUUCCUGUUGCAGUUGGUUAAAAUCUCUGUCUUGGUUCUCUACCUCAGAAAAAACGAUUCAGCUGUUCUUUUUAUCUGGCCAAGGCACAUGUAUCAUCCCAGGUGGUAGUGGUUUACGUGAAAUGGGUGUCAGUGCAUUGAGUACCGGAAGUUACAAGUAUAGGGAAAUUCUUCUUAAUGGCCGUGAUGAAAUUCUUUCUGCUGAAGAAAUUCUUUCUGCUGAAGAAAUUCUUCGAGCCCCUGAUAUGGGCCAUAUAUUCAGUUUCCAAAGAUGGUUUUUGACCCUUAGAGCAAAGGUUUUGAAAAAAGUUGCUGAUAUGAUGCAGCUACUUGAUUCUGUUUCAUUUAUCCUGGGUGGCACUGGGUGUGGAGUGUUACAUAGAGGUACUCUUCUUUCGCCCACAACUUCUUUGAAACUUGGCUCCUUCAUUAACUCUAUUAUGGAGGCAUCAUGCUACAUGAAGAAAUUAGCUGAAGAAUAUGAUAUGCUUUUGACAUCUUUCAUGGGUAUGGACAGACAAAGUGUAAUGAGUGUUUCAACACUUGCAUUGAAUUGCUCAGUUAUGGCCUUUACUGCUGGUUUUGCUUUUCUAGUUCCAGACUGGUGUUCUUCUGAAAUUUAUAAAGUUUCUGAAUCUAGAUACCUAGAUGAGACUUUGCAUGCCUUGCUCAUUGAAGAUCUUCUUGGGCGAUUUAAGCAUAUAGGUCGCAAGACUAGGGAAAAUCUCCUAUUCCUUCUGAAGCCCUUUCGCAACUGUAACAGGUGUUCUUCAUCAAGGUUUAUUACUCAAACUUGCUCUUAUGAGACAGUAAUCUUACACAAGCUUUGUGAGUAUUCUGUUCGGGAGAUUUUUAACUUGUUCAGUGAGGCAGCCAGGAGGGAACGAGAUGCUGAUGCGUUGCAUCAAAUUAUUAGUAGGGGUACAGAAGUGCUAAGGAAUGUUAUCUCAAAUUUGAUGUUAGUUCCUUUCCACACUCCUCAUCACUUCUUUAAAGUGAGGUCUGCUGUUUCCUCUGAGCUCUUUGUCAUGAAUGAAGAUGGGCAAGUUUUAGAUGGAUCGUCCAUUUUGUUAGGGUCCUCUCUCUCUCUGAAUUUGAGCUUUCAAAUGAAAAACAUGACAACUGGUCUGCCAAGUCCAUCAAACAAAGUGUACUGCAUUCUUGGUUGUAAACCCCACUCUUUGGUAACAACUAGUAUUGGAGAUUUUAAAUGGCAAUCCCAAUUGAGGAAGGAGGAAGAUGAGAUGGAUAAUACAAUGGAGUUGAAUAAGAAGCUGUUCAGAUAUGUCACUGGCUCUGUGGAGACCGAAGGACACUGCAGAAGACGAGACAAUGAUCGUUUUAUGGUAACUGAAUAUGUUCGUUUUGAACUUAAUGAGCGUGGCCAAGGUUUCUCUACUUGCUUUCUCGAUAUCUCUAUUUUACCUGUAGGAGCUUACGAAAUCAUAUCGCAUAGUGGCUACGUUGACAGUGAAGGUUCUUACCGGAGCCUCCUUUCUGUGAAUGCUGGCCCAUCAAUUAUUGUUAAGGUUGUAAAGACUGUGUAAUGAGUUUUGGUAAAAGAUGUUAUUCUGCUCUUCACU
Salvia hispanica is the source of this 3652-nucleotide messenger RNA. Its product is annotated as ARM repeat superfamily protein. Lineage: Eukaryota; Viridiplantae; Streptophyta; Magnoliopsida; Lamiales; Lamiaceae. Gene Ontology annotation, biological process: snRNA 3'-end processing. Gene Ontology annotation, cellular component: integrator complex. The record is from RefSeq and is a predicted model, not a curated record.